GUCCCGCUGUCCUGCUGCUCCGUGUCCUGCUGUCCCGGUGUCCCGGUGUCCCGGCACGCAGGAUUCUUCUGCUUAAUCCUUCAGAUCCUGGGCUGCAGCCAGAGGAAAUCUGGACCAUCCUAUGGAAAAGAGAGUUGGAAGUACACAGGGAGCAGAGGCCUGAGGGCUGGGGGUUUCCCUGUGCAGUGAUGCCCAGCAUAGGAGCGUUGCGGCGCGCGCUGGCCGCGGCCGUUCUCCAAUUCCUCAUCCUCUCAGGACAUUGGGCUGCAGCUGAGAACAUCAACUUCCACAACAUCAGGCCUCCUCUAGACCCCACUCCAUUCCCAAACAGUUUCAAGUGCUUUACCUGUGACAACGCAGUGGACAACUACAACUGCAACAGAUGGGCUGAGGACAGGUGGUGUCCUGAAAGCACGCGGUACUGCCUGACUGCCCACCUGUUCACGGCGCGCGGGGAGAGCACCUCGGUCACCAAGAGAUGCGCCACGGGCGAGGAGUGUCACCUGGUGGGCUGCCACCGCCGCGGGGACAGCGGCCACACGGAGUGUGUUUCCUGCUGUGAAGGCAUGAUCUGCAACGUGGAGAUCCCCACCAACGCCACCAACGCGGUGUUCGCCGUGCUGCAGGCGCGCAGGGCGGCCGCGGGCAGCUGCGCCCUGCCUGGCCUGCUGACGCUGCUGCCACUGGUGACACUGGUGACACUGGCACUGUCCUGACACAGCACCCCCAGACAGAGCUGCUGGGACAGCCCCCGGGCCGGGAACCUGCCGGGUCUCCAAGGAGAAGUCACUGAUUUCAUCCCAGCGGAUUUACGGAGAGGCGCGUCCCGAACUCCUUGGGUGUUGUAGUGGGAAUCCUUCCCCGGCAGUGUUGGAAAUAAACCCCACAAAAACCCUCCAGUGGGGAGGAAUCAAGUUUUAAAUCCCUAUUCUCUGAGGAAAAUGCACACUUUUUUGGUUUUUGGGACAGGACUGUGACAAUCACAAUCGAAAGGAGCUUUGGGUGGAUGAUGUGGAAAGGUGGGAAUUUAAACCUUUAAUGUGCAUAAACAACUCAGAGUUUCUUAUCAAGGUGUGUCUGAGCUUAUCUUGAUUUCAUAGAGAACACCUCUGGUUUUCAUAGAGAACAAAUACGAGGUUGGUUUUUUUUCUGCUUGAUCAGAGCUCUUAUUUCUCCUGGCAAUAAUACAAAAUUAUUUUUUUUUCUUUCUGUAAAAUGCCUCAUGCUCCUUCUGUUUUGAAGCUGUGGGAAAUGUAGAAUUGCUUAAAAGCCUGUUGGAGCACUCAGAGCAGAAUUCCUGAUCUUUCAAAGCAAAGGGCUUAUUUCCUUGCAAUUGAGUGUCCCCUCAGAAUAACACAAAAAUAUUAUUUUUGUGAUACUGGGAUAUCACUACUUCGAAAUCACAGCUAUGGUCAAGCAGCUUCAUUAUCCUAAAAAUUCCAAGUGAGCACUUGGAAUAAAUAAGGAGGGAAUUCUGCUGUGUUCUCUCUUGAUUUGCACAGGUUUUUUCCAGGAAUUUUUUUGUCCUGAUGGAUGUUUUCGGAAAAGGAUGGAUCACUUAAACUGACUCAAAAAAGAGAUUUGGAGCUGCUCCCUUAAAAAAUCGAGUAGCUACAAAUUUGGCUCCAUUUACAUCAGUAUUGCCUGAAUUAUUUGCUGUUUUGUGUCAGUAAUUAUAUUUAGUUGUAAAAAAGAUUUUGGAAUAUUUCCAGGCAUGUUGACAUUCCGAAAUUUCCUCCACAAUGUUCUUAGAAUGCAGAAAGGUGGCUGAAUUCAGUCUGUGGCUCCUGGACAGGCGAUUGUGCAGCAACAAAAUUUGGAUGGGAAAGCUUUUUCCUUGCUGAAGGAAAACGGUUCUUGAUGUCAGAGGCAAGGUUUUCCAGGAUCUGGAUUCUCAUGGAUCUCUCAUUUCUCGAGAUCUGGAAUCUCUCUUUCCAUAUCUGGAUUCUGUGCCAUCCAGCAGGGAUGGAAUUCUGCUCUGGAGCCAGGCAGGGAGAGCUGGGGGUGCUCACCUGGAGAAGGGAAGGAUCCAGGGAGAGCUUCCAGCACAUUCCAGGGCCUAAAGGGGCUCCAGGAGAGCUGGAGAGGGACUGGGGACAAGGCAUGGAGGGACAGGAGCCAGGGAAUGGCUCCCACUGGGAAAUGGGAGAUUUGAGUGGGAUAUUGAGAAGGAAUUCCUGGAUGGGAAGGUGGGGAGAGGCUGGGCUGGAAUUCCCAGAGGAGCUGUGGCUGCCCCUGGAUCCUUGGCAGUGCCCAAGGCCAGGCUGGAUGGAGCUUGGGACAAGCCUUGAGAAGGCUGGGCAGAGUCACAGAACAAAGCAGGGAUUUAUCCAAAGGAUUUCCUCCAUGGAUGCACCUUGGGCAGCACCAGAGCCCAGCCAGGGCUGCGCCCAAGAUGAACCAAAAUGGCCCCAAAAUGCAC
Messenger RNA from Camarhynchus parvulus, 2422 nucleotides. RefSeq names its product LY6/PLAUR domain containing 6B (gene LYPD6B). Lineage: Eukaryota; Metazoa; Chordata; Aves; Passeriformes; Thraupidae. The record is from RefSeq and is a predicted model, not a curated record. The coding region runs from base 189 to 716 and encodes 175 amino acids. The transcript is spliced from 6 exons. Gene Ontology annotation, molecular function: acetylcholine receptor regulator activity.